UACGGGCCACGGGUGAAGGCGGGUGUCCCGUACCGACGGGCUUUCAAGUAGUUUACAUUUUUACAAAAAAUAUAUACAUCCUUGUCGUUUACGAUCGUGGAUUCCGGUUAAUUCGAAAGAAUACAUCACAAUGGAUCCAGCGCCGUUGUCGAAGACGGCUAAGUACAAGAAGAUAACAAAGCCGCUUUUGGAGAGGAAGCGGCGCGCGCGCAUCAACCGCUGCCUCGACGAGCUCAAGGACCUCAUGGUGGGCGCUUUAGAGAUCGAUGACGACAACUUGAGCAAGCUCGAAAAGGCCGAUAUUCUCGAGCUAACAGUAAACCAUCUCACGAAACUCCACACCCCUAAAGACCCAGUGUUAGAAGCGAAGAAGUUUCAAGCAGGAUUCGGCCAAUGCGCUGCCGAAGCAUGCAGAUUCAUCAUGUCGGUGCCGGAUUUAGACGAGAAAGUCAGUCAGAAUCUGAUCAGUCACUUGUCAAGGCUGAUCACGUCUCAGCCGCUGACUAUACAUGUGCCGGAAAGACCGCCUUUUUCACCGCCCACCUCCCCGUCUUCAGUUUUAUCAGACCGCCAUCAUUACUACAGCGAUCACGACCGAUCCUCCUCCGAUGCAGAAGAUUCAGUCUAUUCUGGAGAUGGAGCGAAACAGUGGUCUUAUUCUAGACAGGCCAGAGCACAGCCUAAGCCCUACCCAAUGGCAGGCCUUCUUACGACAGUCGAUAAAAUGCAACAGCCUCCACAAGAGCACAGUUCCGGACGUAAUGGCUACUUCAAUAGAGUCCCAGCAGAAGCGAAAGAUGCGAUCUUACAGAAAAUAAGACAGCACAUUAUGGACAAACGGGGAAACGAACACAACGCAAUUGUUGACUUCAACGAGCAACCGGAAGCAAAAUAUUUGCCCCCAGAAGACGCAUACAGAGCUGAAUACGAAUAUCAAAUGGCGUCCUAUCCUAGCAACAACGACACACUAGACUUAAGAAAGAUAAAGUCACCAGCUUCAGUGAGCGAGGUCGCACAUUCGCCGAAAAACUUUGAACAACGCAACGUCAAUGAAGAAUCGACGGUUCAAAGUAAACCCAAUGCGGCCAGUCUUCCGGAACAUUGCGAAUCGCCGAUGGAUUAUAGUAACUUGCCGCCAAAAAAGAAAAGGAAACUGAUCGAGUACCAAGAGUACAAAAAACAGGAGGAGGCUAAACGACAACUUGACGCUUUUUAUGCCGAGAAAAAAGAUCACCUUCGGCCGGGACCUCCGGCGGACGACUUGGACGUCAACAAAUGGCGCCCGUGGUAACAGUCAUAAUGUCAUUAUUAUUGUGAUAUUUCUUCCAUUAUAAAGCUUUAAUUUGUUUAAGUUUAUAUAAUAAUGUUUUAAUUAGUAUAAGACUCAAUGUAGUGCCUUAAUAAUUUUAAGCCAGUUAAGACGGGUUGUAAUUACAUCGCCGUGCCAUUUAUUUGAUCUCGUCUUCCUUAAAAUUUAAGAUUUUUUUUGUAAUCUUCCAAAACAAGAUUGAUCUACGUUUUAUUGACUAUAAUUUAUUUCAACCUCGCCUUCAUAAAUAUUGAAGGUUUACUUAUUACUAUUUAUGACAUAUGUUAUAUCAGUGUGAUUAUAUAUUGAGAAAUAAAAUUGAUAUGAUAAAAUAAAAACUACUUUUCUUUAAAAAA
Molecule: messenger RNA, 1665 nt
Organism: Papilio polytes (common Mormon)
Lineage: Eukaryota; Metazoa; Arthropoda; Insecta; Lepidoptera; Papilionidae
Exons: 3
Coding region: 131-1291 (386 amino acids)
Biological process (GO): regulation of neurogenesis; regulation of transcription by RNA polymerase II; anterior/posterior pattern specification
Cellular component (GO): nucleus
Molecular function (GO): RNA polymerase II cis-regulatory region sequence-specific DNA binding; protein dimerization activity; DNA-binding transcription factor activity, RNA polymerase II-specific
Source: RefSeq, a predicted model, not a curated record